AUGUCAGCUUUACGGAUUCUCGUCCCCGUCAAGCGGGUCAUUGACUACGCGGUCAAGCCGCGCGUCAACAAGGCGCAGACGGGUGUCGAGACGGCCGGCGUCAAGCACAGCAUGAACCCGUUCGACGAGCUCUCGGUCGAGGAGUCGGUGCGGAUCCGCGAGAAGAAGUCGGCCCCCGUCGAGGACAUCUGCGUCAUCAGCGCCGGCCCGCCCAAGGCGCAGGACGUCCUGCGCACGGCCAUGGCCAUGGGCGCGGACCGCGGCGUGCACGUCGAGGUCAAGGACGGCGAGGAGCUGGAGCCGCUGGCCGUGGCCAAGAUGCUGCGCGCCGCCGUCGACAAGGAGAAGAGCAACCUGGUCAUCCUCGGCAAGCAGAGCAUCGACGACGACGCCGCCCAGACCGGCCAGACGCUCGCCGGCCUGCUGGGCUGGGCCCAGGCCACCCAGGCCAGCGCCGUCAAGUUCGAGGGCGACACCGUGCUGGUCACCAAGGAGGUCGACGGCGGCGCCGAGACGGUCAAGGCCAAGCUGCCCAUGGUCAUCACGACGGACCUGCGCCUCAACGAGCCCCGCUACGCCAGCCUGCCCAACAUCAUGAAGGCCAAGAAGAAGCCCCUGGUCAAGAUGAGCCUCAGCGACCUGGGCGUGGCCAACGAGAGGAGGUUGAAGGUGGUCAAGGUCACAGAGCCUGCGCCAAGACAAGGAGGUGGCAAGGUCGAGGACGUCGAUGGGCUAAUUUCCAAGCUGAAGGAGCUUGGUGCUAUAUGA
This is a messenger RNA of Neoarthrinium moseri, 768 nucleotides long. RefSeq lists its product as uncharacterized. Gene Ontology annotation, molecular function: electron transfer activity. The coding region runs from base 1 to 768 and encodes 255 amino acids. The record is from RefSeq and is a predicted model, not a curated record. The transcript has 3 exons. NCBI's taxonomy places the organism in Eukaryota, Fungi, Ascomycota, Sordariomycetes, Amphisphaeriales, Apiosporaceae. Gene Ontology annotation, cellular component: cytosol.